UGGUCUUGUGUAUGCUUGUACAGUGGAGUAGAUUUCAGGUUGGCUUUAAAAGCUAAUGAAUUGUAAAAUAAUUAUUACUGACCUUUUUGAUACCACAAUAGCACCUAGGUGCCUGGAACCCUCUUGUGCUGUACAAAUACAUAGUAAGAGACAGUCCCAGCCCUGAUGAGUUUGCAAUCUAAAUAGACAGGAGAGAUCUAGGGUGGGAGAAAGAAGGGGAUGGGGAUUUAGGGCACAGAGAGAAGUGAUUUUCCCAAGGUCCCACAGGGAGAGUCUGUGCCAGAACUGGAAUCAGCACCCAGGAACUCCUUUCUCCUGGUUCUGUGCUCAUCCCAGUCCAGUUUCAAAAGCAAGAGGAAAUUUCUUUUGUUUGUCACCGCAUUUAUGCUGGGGCAGGGGCGUAAAAGAGACUGUUCCUGGUAUGAUUGUAAUGUGCAGCUCUUUCUGGAGAUGCUCCCAUAUGCUCCAGCAUCCCGCUUGGAAUUUCCAGUUGCUAUAGUAACAGAAUGCAUUUUGUUAAAUAUCACACCAUUGAAUUGUUUUGUUGUUCACUGUCAAGGAAACUGGCACUUUUCUCUGAUUUUCUGGGCAUGGGGUGAAAUGGAAGCAAAGGGGAGAGGAAAAUGAAAGUUCUGAUUCUCCUUUCUGAUUCUUUGUCUUUUACCCCAGUGUAACUCCAUAAAGUCAGUGGAAUUACUCCUGGUCUGCACCUGUGUGCAAGAGGAGAACCAGGUUCUGAUUCUCUGAUCCAUGUCAUGUUGAGAUGCAAAUUUCUUUACUGGGGGCAAUGAUUUCAUUUUUGAUCCUCAAGAGCAAAAAACAAAAACCAUUUACAUGAUUUGGAGCCUUGCUCAUUGUUAGCCCAUGUCGUCAGACACUCUUAACACUGGUACCCCAUCCUCCCUCCUCGCUUUCCUCCUACUCUUUUCACCCUGUUUCAAAUUAGACCGUAAUCUCUUUGGGACUGGGACAAUGUCUCCAUAUGUGAUUGUCCAACUCAGAGCAUGGCAGGGCUCAGCUCUGAUCUGAUUUGGGGCCCUUGGGGGCUGCUGCGAUAGAAAUAAGGGGUCAGAUUCUCCAGAUGAUGUAAAUCAGCAUAUUUCCAUUGAAGUUACACAAGCUAGGAUCUGACCCAAAAAUAUUGAGCUCCACUGAAUUCAAUGUGAAAUUACCCCCAGGGUGAAUUUUGGCCCUGCAACUUUCCAGCUGUUGUUGAAGGUGCAAGAUGGAAAUUGGGCUAAAUUCUUCACUGGUGGAACUUCACUGAACUCAGCUCAAUGGAGUGACAUUAGGGAUGGCUUUGGCCAUAUAAGCUGUGUUUAGCCUGAAGUUCACCAAGGGGAAGACGGUCGGCUGUUUGGACAUCUCCACAGCCACAUUUCUCUUUGACAGCACUUACCUUCACAACGAAUUUUCACUUCCCGCAGAGACGACAUGGAAGGCGUAGAGAGGGAAGAGAAAAUCCUUCCGAGGUUUGAAAGAAUGAAUAAGCUCCUCUCAUGGGCAAAGCAAAAAACUGUUGCAGGGAAGGCAGAGCUGGGAACUUACACAGAGAGACAAAAUGGUACAGGAAUGAGGAAAAACUACAGCACCCAUUACUAGAGCUGGACCUGAACCAGAGCAAAGGAGUCAAACACACCAAGACCUAGCUGGAACUGAGAUCAGGACCCAGAAGCAAAUUUCCAAGCUCUUCCAUCCCUAUUAUGGGCUGAACCAACUAUGAGACUUGGGAAAUUUCCCACCUGGUUGCCAACCCUACAGCUCAGGUCUAGCUGUCCUGCUGAAAACUCCUUCAAUUCCCCCCAGACAGGCAUCCCAUUGUGAUGUCACCUAAAGUGAAUAGAUUGUGUGAGGUCACAUGCAGAUGAUGAGGAAUAUUGUGGUCACCUCUAGGCAGAGGGAAUUGUUGCCUUUAGCUAGAAUAUGGUGUGGGGAGGUUGCCCCUCGGUAUCUGCCGCAGCCUCGCCUCUUUGAUCAUGAACAAGGAGCAUCAAGUUAGAAUGGGAUUAAAAUGCUGUUCCUUACCCUCUGGCUUCUAACUGCCCUAAUGAGGAGCACACAUACAGAAUGUGGCCUCAGACCCUCUUACAAACCAUCCACGCUGAAAGAGUCAAAGACCGUAGGAGGCAUGGGUGCCACGUCCGGUGAGUUCCCCUGGCAAGUGAGCAUCCAGACCAAAGAGAAGCAUUUUUGCAGCGGGUCGAUUAUAAGCAGCUGGUGGAUUUUAUCCGCGGCACAUUGUUUCACAAAUGAACUUCCACCAGAUCUUUACAUAGCCUUCGGGGCAGCCGACUUGGAAAGCCACCAAGUAGAGAAGAAAAAGCUGGACAGGCUGAUUCUGCAUGAGCACUUCGAUAGCACGAACAUGGACAACGACGUAGCCUUGAUCCUGCUCGGCUCACCGAUAGAGUUCAGUGAACAGAAACUGCCCAUCUGCUUGCCCUUCAUUCGUGACCUUCAGACGUGGAAGGGCUGCUGGGUUGCUGGUUGGGGAGCCACGGUUGCAGGGGACAAGACGACAUUAACGAAGAGGCUAAAGAAAAUGGAGAUGAAGCUGAUCAGCAAGAAGCAGUGCUCCGAGUGGGUCCCGGAGCUAACGGAGAACACACUGUGUGCUGGCUCCGCGGAAGGAGGGAAGGAUGCCUGCCAGGGAGACCACGGGGGACCUUUGGUUUGCACCUAUGGAGACGUCAAGAAGUGGUUCGCACUUGGCAUAGUCAGCUGGGGAGAAGGCUGCGGGGAAAAACAGCAUCCCGGAAUGUACACCUUCAUUUUCAACUACUUGGAGUGGAUCCAGGCAGAGACAGCCAGGGAAGGGAAGCCUUUUAUCCCCGAAGGGCUGGAUAACAUCACAAUUUCCAAGCGGCUUCGCUCCGGCGCUAGGAAGCAGCCUGCAUCUCCUGCUUCUUCGCUCCUUUUGUUUUUCUAUUUUACUAUUUUGCUAGUGAUGAUUUUCAAAUCAUACUAAAAAUCAAUUUCACCAUC
Molecule: messenger RNA, 2985 nt
Organism: Chelonia mydas (Green sea turtle)
Lineage: Eukaryota; Metazoa; Chordata; Testudines; Cheloniidae
Gene: PRSS55
Product: serine protease 55
Exons: 5
Coding region: 2012-2968 (318 amino acids)
Biological process (GO): proteolysis
Molecular function (GO): serine-type endopeptidase activity
Source: RefSeq, a predicted model, not a curated record